Messenger RNA from Paecilomyces variotii, 999 nucleotides. Its product is annotated as Tho complex subunit 7-domain-containing protein. Lineage: Eukaryota; Fungi; Ascomycota; Eurotiomycetes; Eurotiales; Thermoascaceae. The record is from RefSeq and is a predicted model, not a curated record. Bases 1 to 999 code for a protein of 332 amino acids. Gene Ontology annotation, biological process: mRNA processing. Gene Ontology annotation, cellular component: THO complex part of transcription export complex. The transcript has 2 exons.
AUGGCAUCUUACAAUUUAUUAGACCAGGCCGAGGAAGAUGCACUGCACAAAUCUCGUCUUCUGAACGUCGAAGAAAAGCCUUUUAAACGCAUCACGAAACGUCUCCUCACUCCAGGCUCCCUCACAUCCUCAUUGACGACCAUUCUUCCGACUCCUCCGCCGGAUAAUGCAGACGACGAUGCUGCGACAGCGCUCGAAGCUGAGCGACAGAAGAAGCUCGAAGAAUGGCGCCAAUUCCGCGAAGACGUAACGCUCGACUUUGCAGCGUUCGAAGGCAGCAUCGCUCGCAUCCAGUUCCUGCUUACGAGUAACGAAAAGGAACGUGAGCGUUAUGCCGCCCAGAAACUUCGCAUUCAGUCCACUGCUCAAUCCGUGAGCGACAACAUAACAGAGCUGCGGACUCAGCUGGAGGAAGCCCAAAGGACCCUGGCACUACGGAAAACGUACGACGAGCUAGCCGAGAAAAUCACAAGCAACAGACUUCUGAAACCACGGGAGGAUCAAGAGAACAAUCUACAGAAACUACAAGCCGAAAUCACAGAGCUAGAGAAGGAGAGCAAGGAAUACGCGAAGACAUGGUCGGAACGGAGAGAACAAUUUGGCCGUAUCGUGGAAGAAGGCAUGCAGCUGCGACGCUUGAUUAGAGACGAGAAGGAGGAGGUCGAGCGCAGAGAGGGCAUGCAGGAGGGUGAAGACGGCGACGAAGGCGAUGUUCCUUCCAAAGACAAGACCAGUGGUUCGAAUACACCGCGACCUGAAAAUAUAUCACUGCAGUCUUCCCGGGAUGAACAUGGUACAUCUGGACUACAAGUAGACAGGUCACAUGACGGAACGGCAAGGGCAUCUCCAUUGCGUCAAACUACGAAUAUGGAGCAGGAUACCAACAUGGUGGAUGAAGGAGAGGUGACUGGUGACGAAGGGACUGAAAAGGCCAACGAUCUGGAAGAAGGCGAAGAAGUGUCUGAUGGCCGCGUAGGCGAUAAGAUGGACACUACAUGA